GAGAAUUCAAAUAAAAGGCCUGCUUAUAACACUGCACAGAGCGAACUUAGUAGAGUGACAUAGUGCUCAUAAUAGCAAACUGCAUUUGUAGCCUUGAGCUUAGCUUUCAUAGGAUGCUAAUGCUAUGCAGACCGUUUUCUAGUAGUCCACGCUCGAAUCAGCCCACUCCAAUGAUAAAACCGAUGUCACUUGAUAAUAUCGAUACUUCCAGAUUUGCUUUAGCCUGUGUAAAUGGCACGUCAGAACGGGUCGUUGAUUCACGGGUACCUAUUACUAAAAACGAAUCCGAUUGCGUGUACCACUUUCGAGCUCUCAUCGUUACUAUGUCGUUUAUAUAUAACACGUAUAGGAAAAUAAAUGUUUAUGGGACUCUCCACUUUGAGGUUAGUUAACCUAGCUGUACGCAUAAAACAACAACGCUUUAUAUAAACGGAAACACCGUGCGGGCUGGAACCCCCCAGCUCUUUUAUGCAUAGAUAUUUUCUUGAAGGUAAUCGCAAUGAAAUUUUUCGGAAAGGAGAGAGGUAAAGCCUUAUGCACUAAAGGUAAUCCUCGGCUGUUUAACCGCCUCUCCACUCGUGGUAAACUUAAUAAAUGCGUUCAUCCGUCAGCUCGUGUUGUUUGCAGCGUUGUCCCGAACAUAAAAACAGCAAUCGUAUCGUUUGUUUCCCAGCAUCUAACUCCUAGUCAACGUGUUGCCAAAUCGGUUCUAUUUAUUUUCUCGGCUGUUUCGCGAGCGGCAUCAGCAAAUAAAAAUGCGACUUCGCUUCUACCUAGAUGCUCAAGGUGUCGACCUGUAACGUGCGCUGUAACAAGUCAGACUCGGCAGGCUAUUCUAUCAGCCGUAUCUGAGUUCGGGGAUACCACUCUAUCUACACGUCUAACAACACGUUCAGUACUACGCACUGUGCACUCAUGUACGCGGAGAACAUAUGGACAAUUUGCACGUCUAGCGCUGUUGUUCCAUAUUCGUGAAUGGCCGUUUGCUUUGAGCGAACUUUCAUCUUUUAGGAACACAAGUACAGAUACAAACAUAUACAAAUAGCAGCCAUGGCCUUUUCGGUCCUCCAAAAGAAAGACAAUGCGCACGGCGAUGCUAUUUGGGCCUGUACGUGGGUCAAGUCAUCAACUACUAAUGAGGAUCUGGUUAUAACUGGUAGCCUUGAUGAUUCGGUCAAGGUUUGGACCUGGGACGAAGAUAAGCAACUUCAGCUGAAGCACACGUUGGAAGGUCACUGCCUUGGCGUUAAUUCGGUUGCCGCCAACCGAGAGGGAACUCUCUUGGCAACCAAUGCGUUGGACGCUACUGUCAAAUUCUGGGAUCUUGAAAGCGGCGAAGAAACGAACGUUAUGGAGUCGCAUGAACACCACGCGUGGAAAGUCACGUUUUCGCCUGAUUCACGCCUAAUUGCCAUCGGCACACAGCAACGUAAGGUUUCGCUUUACGAGGUAGAGACCCGCAAGGUUGUCGGCGAGUUGGAUACAACCGGCAAAUACAUCAUGGCAUUGGCGUUUUCGCCCGAUGGCAAGUACCUUGCAACGGCGUCGAUAGAUGGGCCUAUCAACAUAUUCGAUCUGCAGACGUCGGCUUUGUUAACUACACUCGACGGCCACGCGAUGCCUGUUCGAGGGCUGGCCUUCUCGCCGGACUCGUCGGUGCUCGUCACAGCGUCAGACGACAAACACGUAAAAGUCUAUGAGGUUGGCAAGCUCGACCAAAGUGCUACAGAUGUCCACCUCGUUACCACCCUAUACGGCCAUGGCAGCUGGGUCGUGGAUGUUGCGUUUGCACCUGAUGGCAAACGUUUCGCCACUUGCUCGGCCGAUAACACCGUCAAAGUUUGGGAUCUGGCGGCUCGUGAAUGUGUACACACAUUUUCGGCCCACUCGCUACAGGUAGCAGCGGCCUCGUACAACCCGAACGGGAGUCGGCUUGUCAGCGUCUCUGAUGACCGUAGUAUGGUGGUCUAUAACACGCCUGUUUAGGCAGCUAGAUUGGCUGAACUACUCCUCAAAAGCGAAGAUGCUAAAUCGUGUUAAUUGACUCUGGCGAACGCCUUUAUUAGAUAUCAUUUCAAUCCACAUCACUAUAAUGAUUAUAUACACAAAUAGAAGAAAACAUGAGAUGAGACUAAGUUAUACGGGUAGAAAAAAGACAGAUGUUAAAAAGUCCAAUAGUAAUCUGUUUGAACCUGCGAAGAAAUUAAUGCGCGGGAAGGCGUACACAAUGCAUGUACAAAUACUGUAUUAUAAAAUUUCAUUGGUAGCCAGUCAUACGAUUGGAACUUAGCUUUUUCUUCAGUCAUCGCAUGUGUUUUUUUCAUUUAUUUAAGUAGUUUGCAUUCUAAAGUUAAAAGGAUUACGUGUGAGAUCAAACAUUAUAUUAAUACGUCCACGUAAUUCGAUCAUGACAUAUAAGAGUUAUAAAGAGAUUGAGAUGGAAUUAACAAAUGAGAUAAUAAUGAAACAAAUAAAAAGUAUAUUUGUCAUUAAACGAAACCAUUGUAUUAUCUUUAAAGACAAGUAAAUUAAAGCGGCGGGCCUAAAGGCUGAAGUAAAAGAUGUAGAAGUAAUAACGUCUAACAAUUGAA
Molecule: messenger RNA, 2591 nt
Organism: Varroa destructor (honeybee mite)
Lineage: Eukaryota; Metazoa; Arthropoda; Arachnida; Mesostigmata; Varroidae
Cellular component (GO): Cdc73/Paf1 complex
Molecular function (GO): protein binding
Source: RefSeq, a predicted model, not a curated record